Tarenaya hassleriana is the source of this 2129-nucleotide messenger RNA. RefSeq names its product pre-mRNA-processing factor 19 homolog 1-like. Gene Ontology annotation, cellular component: U2-type catalytic step 1 spliceosome; cytoplasm; Prp19 complex. Gene Ontology annotation, molecular function: protein binding; ubiquitin protein ligase activity. NCBI's taxonomy places the organism in Eukaryota, Viridiplantae, Streptophyta, Magnoliopsida, Brassicales, Cleomaceae. The record is from RefSeq and is a predicted model, not a curated record. The coding region runs from base 159 to 1727 and encodes 522 amino acids. Gene Ontology annotation, biological process: protein ubiquitination; DNA repair; mRNA splicing, via spliceosome. The transcript has 19 exons.
UCGCGUCCCUCGCUCGCUCUCUCCCUCUCUCCGGCUUCUACGAUUUUGCAGUAUACUUUCCUCAAGAACGGAGGAGACAAACCCUAGCUCUGCUUGUGAAGGGAACUUCUUGUUCUGCCCAUUCGCUGCUCCUGCUUAUUCCUCGCUAUCGUCCUACGAUGAACUGUGCAAUUUCCGGAGAAGUACCGGAGGAACCGGUGGUGUCAACGAAGUCGGGUUUGCUCUUCGAGAGGCGAUUAAUCGAAAGCCACAUAUCGGAGUAUGGGAAGUGCCCUGUUACAGGUGAACCACUUACCAUGGAUGACAUUGUUCCCAUCAAAACUGGGAAGGUUGUUAAACCUAAGCCAUUGCACACAGCUAGCAUCCCUGGAUUACUAGGAAUGUUCCAAAAUGAAUGGGACAGUUUGAUGCUAUCAAAUUUUGCACUAGAGCAACAGCUACAUGCUGCGAGGCAAGAGCUAAGUCAUGCUUUGUAUCAGCAUGAUGCUGCUUGUCGUGUGAUUGCUAGGCUUAAAAAAGAAAGGGAUGAAUCACGGGCAUUGCUUGCAGAGGCUGAGAGGCAGAUACCUGCAGCACAACAAGCUAUCACUGCUAACGCUGCUCUUACUAACGGGAAACGGGCCUCUGAUGGCGAAGAAUUGCCUGAUGGGAAGAGAAUGCGUCCGGGAAUUUCAGCUGAAAUUAUCACCGAACUAACGGAUUGUAAUGCGGCUCUUUCUCAGCAACGUAAAAAACGACAGAUUCCUCAAACAUUAGCGACACUUGAUGAUUUGGAGAGGUUCACACAGCUCUCAAGUCACCCACUUCACAAGACCAACAAGCCUGGCAUUAUUUCAAUGGACAUUCUCUAUUCCAAGGACAUCAUUGCUACUGGAGGAGUUGAUACUACUGCUGUUCUCUUUGAUCGCCCUUCCGGACAAAUCUUGUCUACACUGAGUGGUCACUCAAAGAAGGUCACAAGUGUUAAAUUUGUUGCUGACACUGAUCUAGUUUUGACUGCUUCAGCCGAUAAGACUGUCCGUGUGUGGAGAGGUUCUGAGGAUGGAACCUAUGACUGUAGGCACACCUUGAAGGAACAUUCUGCAGAGGUGCAAGCUGUUACUGUCCAUGCCACAAAUAAAUACUUCGUCUCUGCAUCGCUUGACAAUACAUGGUGCUUCUACGAUCUGACCUCCGGUUUAUGCCUUGCCCAGGUCUCAGAUGGGUCCGAAAACAUGGGCUAUACUGCUGCGGCUUUUCAUCCUGAUGGUCUCAUUCUGGGAACUGGUACUUCCCAAUCCAUCGUUAAGAUUUGGGAUGUAAAAAGCCAGGCAAAUGUGGCUACCUUUGAUGGACACUCCGGGUCGGGGCCAGUUACUGCUGUAUCUUUCUCCGAGAAUGGUUAUUUCCUCGCGACUGCUGCUGAGGAUGGUGUUAGGUUGUGGGAUCUGCGGAAGCUGAAGAACUUCCGGUCAUUUGAAUUCCCUGCCUACUCCGUGGAGUUCGAUCACAGUGGAUCUUAUCUUGGCAUUGCUGCAUCUGAUAUAAGAGUAUACCAAACAGCCAGUGUGAAAGCCGAGUGGAACCUCAUCAAGACUUUGCCUGAUCUCUCCGGCACCGGUAAAGCAACUUGCGUUAAAUUCGGUCCAGAUGCAAAAUACAUAGCAGUUGGUUCGAUGGACCGUAACCUCCGGAUAUUUGGCCUUCCCGGGGACGAAAAUACCGAUGCUACUGCUGCUUCAGGUUAGGGUAUUACAAUCAAACGCCCCCCGAUUCACUCUCUCGACUUGUUGUGUAUUCUGCGGUUUCUCCCCGUCUGGCUUUUCCCCCGGGGGACGAUGUCUCGGGUUGUUACAUCAUCAUGAUUCAUCAUCAUCAGCAGCAGCAACAUAUGUUUCUUAACCUCCGCAGCUGAGCUGAAUUUCUGUCUCAACCAACUGAAAGUUUGGAAAAACACACUUUCAAAACGUUGUAUUUUGUCUGAGACUAGUAAGAUCUCUAUCGCUCGCAUUGCAUUGGCAGAAAUCGACGUUAACCUUCACCCGCUUGGGGUAAAAGUUAAUAGGUAAACCUUUGGGAUGAAACUGGUGUGUUCUAUUUGUUGAGUUUUGACAUGUGUGACAGAUAGCCUGAUGGUAAGUGUUCUUAAA